GGUUUUCUUAGAAGUUCUGCAUCUCUUCACCAGCGAACAUAGCAGCCGCACCGCUGAGCAGGAAUUUGAAACCCUUAUCAUGUCGCUGGUUGCAAAUGAAGAUUUUCAGCACAUACUUCGUGUGCAAAACACGAAUGUGGAUGGUAAGCAGAAGAUCAUGUUCGCUAUGACAUCAAUCAAAGGUAUCGGCCGUCGUUUUGCUAACAUUGCCUGUAAGAAAGCCGAUAUCGACAUGAGCAAGAGGGCUGGUGAACUUUCUGCUGCUGAACUCGACAGCUUGAUGGUGGUUGUCGCUAAUCCUCGUCAAUUCAAGAUCCCUGAUUGGUUUUUGAAUAGGCAGAAGGAUUACAAGGAUGGGAAGUUUUCCCAAGUCACAUCGAAUGCUCUGGACAUGAAGCUUAGGGAUGAUCUGGAACGCCUGAAGAAGAUCAGGAAUCAUCGUGGUUUACGUCACUACUGGGGUCUUCGCGUGCGUGGUCAGCAUACAAAGACCACUGGUCGCCGGGGAAAGACUGUUGGUGUCUCCAAGAAGCGAUAAUCACCUUCGCCUGAGCCAAUUUUGCAUGUUUUAUGCAUAUUUCUAUUUGAUAUGUGAUGAGAUGUGGUUUAAAUGGAACUUAGCUUUAUGAUUUUGUUGAAUGUAAUGGAUUUUUGAGUUCUAUAGAGAGCAGCAUAGCAUUGCUUUUGUAAGAAUGUAUUGUCUGCACUUGUCCUUGUUGGCAACGAAUGAAGUUCAUUUUUCAGACAUUUUAAUCUUUUAUUUGCUAUGAAUUUUUUCUUCCA
This is a messenger RNA of Capsicum annuum, 783 nucleotides long. RefSeq names its product 40S ribosomal protein S18. Gene Ontology annotation, molecular function: RNA binding; structural constituent of ribosome. The record is from RefSeq and is a predicted model, not a curated record. Gene Ontology annotation, cellular component: cytosol; small ribosomal subunit; ribosome. NCBI's taxonomy places the organism in Eukaryota, Viridiplantae, Streptophyta, Magnoliopsida, Solanales, Solanaceae. Gene Ontology annotation, biological process: translation.